Molecule: messenger RNA, 1420 nt
Organism: Gryllus bimaculatus (two-spotted cricket)
Lineage: Eukaryota; Metazoa; Arthropoda; Insecta; Orthoptera; Gryllidae
Source: the annotation of a GenBank genome assembly
AUUGCGUCAUGGCUUCGCUGUGCCAAUCGGUGCACCUUCUGCCCAGUGCCCCCCUUUCGAGGCCAAAAUUGGGGCCAAAACUCGCCAAAAACAGGAGCACUGGAAAAAACUGAGAAAAUAGUUCAGAUCAUCAUAAUAUGUUAUUUCCACCAGAUAUAGCAAAUUGCGUUCAGGGGAAAUGUACAUCUUUGCGCGCUUCAGCAUAUAGUAAAACCAGAGUAUUAUAAGGUCAGAGUAUUAUAAGGUCUUCUAUGCUGAUGACGAUGUUUUUGAACUAUUUUUCUCGUGUUCCAAGGGUCGAACAGUACAUGAAAAAUGUGCGUUGUUUGUGUUAUACAAAUGUGAAUGUUUUAAAUAGUCGAUCUGCAGAUAUUCCCAGUAUUAAAAAAUGUCUAAAACUACAUACUACAAAUCGUAGAAGUUUCAUGAACUACUCCCGAAGUUGGUUGUGUGUGCAGGUGUCCUUAGGUGCAUACAAUAGCGAAAAUUAUGAAUUGGAAGACAAUAUUAAAAGCAAAGCAUUCAAAGAGCUUUCAGUUAAAGUAACGUCUCUCAGAUUGGACAUUGUUUUGAAAGCAACUCUGCAGAUGUCCAGGAACAAAAUUGAAACUGCGUUUUAUGAAAAUAGAAUAAAAGUGAAUGGCCGCAAAGUGACAAAGAAAAGCGCACAAGUGGCCGAGGGCGACGCGCUGGACGUGGCUGUCGCCGACGGCCGCCAGGGGCAGUUCGAGCGGGUGGCGCGCGUGGAGCUGCUGCAGGUGAGCGAAGAGCCCGAGGGCUUCGCGAUCAAGUUCCUCAAGUAUAGGACACUGGCGGAGGACGCGGCCCCCGACGAACGUCGGCGUUGACACUCAGCGCUCGCCGCUGGUGAGGAGUGAUAUUUACUUCGGCAGUGAACGCAAUUCACAAGGGAACGAUUGAAAAUUAGGCGAUUCGUAAUUACAAUAUCACUAAACAACCUUAUCAAAGACUGCAGAAAUCCUAAAUUAGCAUUGCAACAUAGCAACUUUUGAAGUAAUAAUUAAAAUUUUUAUGGGGCUAUCAAUUAUAUUAUACAAUAUCACCAAACAACCUUAUCAAAUACUUCAGAAGUUCUAAAUUAACAUUGAAAUAUAGCAACUUUCAAAGUAAUAGUUAAAAUUUUUAAGGGGCUAUCAAUUGGCGAAUCGCUGUACCGCAGCUCCAUAACACCGUAGUAGUGGGUAAAUUUUAGUCAAGACGCCCCCUUACUAUAAGAAAAAUAACGCAACAGAACUGAGGUGAAGCGCAUUGUAAAGACCAAAGAGUAAAUAAUAGCUACUAUGAGGUGGAAUCUUGACAAACUACGACAGGAAUAUCAUCAGCUAAAAUUUAUGGCACUGUAAAUUUUACUCACCACUAGUAUUGUAGGGUUAACAAGUUAUAUUUACCAAAAUAAAAC